AUGUCUGCCUUUGUGGCAACAUGGCGGGCCCCCACGGCGACAAUGCGGGCGCCGCGCGCGAGCCAGAGGCGGGCUGGCACGGACUUGAGAGAAAGUGCAGAGCGAAGUGGCCCACAUGAGCAGGCGAAAUUGCCUGAGAAGGUGAACUUGGCCACGUUGGCAGAGGUACAAGAUGCGUGGGGCAUCGCUGGUUCGUUGGCGGAGCAGCGAAUGACCACAGAUACGCCGAGCCUGUGGGCGGGCGACAUGUUUGAUAGGCAGGUCUCAUCAUCAGACGAGAAGAUGGCCGUGCUGUCUACCUGUACUCGUUCAUCACUUGUCUUCUGUGUCCCGCAUUGUGCCUUAUUUCGUGCCCAUGGCACUGCAGUUGUGAAAGCUUCCGCGCGUGCGGCAGCUGAGGACUACUUUGCCCUGCCGCCCCUGACUGCCGAGAACCUCGAGUGCCAGCCAACUUGGAUAAUGCACCUCAACGUUCUGAAUCAGACAGAUGUGUGGAGCGCAGCGGUACCGGAACCGGUGAUCCCAGCUAUGAUUCCAGAGGACUUGCGCCCUGCUGCAUGCCUCCUGACACUGAAGCAUCCCUUUGAGAAGCUGAUCGCCAAGCUCAACAGUGUCGCCAUGCCAGAAGAAGGCUCCGGCGCUGCGAACUCGCGCACAGGAAGGCGAAAUCACAUCAAGAUCGACUUUGCCUCUGCCCUGGUACAUCACCUGUUUCCGCGUCUGCGGCCGGAUGACGAGGAGUAUCAGCGCAUGGUGCGCGAUUUGGCAGGGACCAAGCGCAAGCUGACAGACUGCCCAGACGAAGUCUUGGCCGCAGUCUCGGUGCUCGACAAAGAUAACGCCGAGACAUUCCAGGGCUUGGCUACGCGGUUCCGUGCAUUUGGCUGUCUGCGUGAGUUCCUGCGUUUGUCCUGGGGUGUCAACAGUGAGUUGUUUUUCGUCAGCAUUUUCGGCCAUAUCCAGGGCCUUUGGCGACCUCGCAAGGUACGGGGUUCCUUGAAAGCACCGGCGCUGCAUCCGCUUCCAGUGGUGGCGGACCAAGUGCAAAAGCUUCUGCAACGCCAAAGGCGUUUGGUAAAAGAGGCCGCGGCCGAGGCCGUGGCAGGUGUUUUUCUCGCCGGGCAGGCCGGCUUCGCUCGGGCUGUUGUCCGUGGCGGAGGGCAGGCAGAAUCUCUGGUGCCUAUGGCGCAGGCGUGCAAAGGUCUGGCGGACGUCGUCCAUGGACCAAGUGCAGGCGAACCAGAGGAAGGACAGGAGCCAUUGCAGGGCGGCUUGGCUGUCUUUGCCCAAGUGGCAUUCGUUGCGUGCUGGGUCUUGCCCGCGGACGUAAGUAGGCUUGUGCGUGGCGGGCGCGUUGGGUAUGUCUGCUUUGGUGGCGACAUGGCGGGCCCCCACGGCAACGAUGCGGGCGCCGCGCGCGAGCCAGAGACCGGGCGGGCAUCGAACGAUCUUGCACGAGUCGUCAAGAGCGUGCAAGAAUUGUUGCCAGAGGCGGGCGGGCACGGACUUGAGUGUGCCCUUGCCGCUGUGCAAGUCGCGGGAGAGCGUGCUGAGCAUGGGGCGCAGAAAAGUGCACAGGGAAGUGGCCCACAUGAGCAGGCCGAGGCAGAGGGCAGCCCAGAUGCCGUGCGGGUCUUGCGGGGCGAAGGUGAGCUGGACGUCGCUGGCUGCGGGCAUGGCCAUGCGCUCUGCGAGCGUGCACCUGUUGUUGAGGUUGCAUAUCGAGCUGUCGAGGACGAGGCGGGCAUCGCGAUCGUCUGCGAGCACGAUGUUGAGCUUGCCUAUGGCGGUGCCUGCCGGCCAGUGCAGGCGGGCCGCGGCUUCGUCGCCGUCGAAAGGCCGGACGAACCCGCCCUCUAUUUCUUUGGCGAGCAGGCUUUGGAGCAGUUCUGGAUUGUCUUCCGCACGCUUCCAGUUACCCUCGCAGUGCAGCAGGGCUGGGGCUCGAAGGCACCCGUAGGCGAGCAGUUGCAGGAGGUGCAGGCGGAAAGGCUGGCCCGGGUCGAUGGCCAGGCAGGCGGAGUCGUUGCAGUUGGGGUGCAGGUGCGCGGCCACUUUGUUGGGCAGGUCUUGGCUGCAGGCCCAGGCCUGCGCCGUCGCAAACCCCUGGGCGGGCAUGCUGGUGCGGGCGCAGUGCGGGCGCUGCAGUGCGAAGUGGCAGAGUGGUUGCUGUGCGUCGCGUUUGCGUUUGAGCAUGUCGACACGAUGCGUGCCGGGGGGAUGGGCGCAUGCAGCGGCAAGGUGCGUGCAGGCAGUGCUGUUAGAGGCGAGCAGCCAGGAGCCGUGACGGUCCAGACCAUGCGCGCAGAAAGCAAUGGCCGUCACAUGAGCGCCAGAGGCUUGCAGUGCGUGAAUGAGAGCGGGAUCGAGCCAGACGGUGCUGGCGGGAUGUGCUUGCAAGAAGAAGUUGCCGCCGGCAGCAUUGGUUGCAUGCAGGAGGGCGAGGCA
Messenger RNA from Symbiodinium sp. CCMP2456, 2448 nucleotides. NCBI's taxonomy places the organism in Eukaryota, Dinophyceae, Suessiales, Symbiodiniaceae. The record is from the annotation of a GenBank genome assembly.